Messenger RNA from Acanthopagrus latus (yellowfin seabream), 1332 nucleotides. RefSeq lists its product as uncharacterized. The coding region runs from base 251 to 1258 and encodes 335 amino acids. The transcript has 9 exons. Lineage: Eukaryota; Metazoa; Chordata; Actinopteri; Spariformes; Sparidae. The record is from RefSeq and is a predicted model, not a curated record.
UUCAUAGACAUGAGCCCCACACCUUGUUCCCGCCCCUCUCUCCUGAGCCAAUGACAUGCCAGCCUUCACAUGACUGACGCACCAUGUAGCCAAUGAAAUUUAAAAUCUAUUAACACCUACAGAGCCUUUAAAUACAUGAGGAAGAAACAGAAGAAGACGUGUUGAGCAAGAUGCUUUUUUGAGAAACAGUUUCCUGUUCUCAGCCUACGUGGAGCGAGAAGUCGCACAUUAUCCUGUGAACUCAUCAAUCAUGUCAGUCGGUAUGAGAGUGAACACCUACAGCCGCCUGCUGCUGUUUGUCCUGGGCUGCAGCGUCAGCGCAGCAAUAAAACAUGAAAUAAUCGAGGAAAAGAAGUUAGCCGCUCUGCCUUGUCCUCACGCUGUGGAAGAUAAAGUGACGUGGAGCAGAGAGACGAACGGAACCAGAGCUGAUAUUCUUACAGUUGAUGGUGACAGGGAGGAGAAACACAUUAAAAAUGGAAGAUUCAGUUCAGUGGCAGAUCCUUUUAAAUCCCUUUACAUUAGCAGUGUUACCAUCUCAGACUCUGGAAGAUACUUCUGUAAUGACGAAGCAGCGGCGGAGCUGACGGUGAUCCCACCAGGAACAACCAGACGCUCUGCUGAAGUAAAAACCAGCAUCGAUCUCAAAUGUCUGCCUGAGUUCACUGGGUCACGUGUUCCAAAGUGGACCAGACAGAAGAGUGGAACAAACAUCACUGUUUACCCUCAGAAUAAUGAAGUACAGCACAUGACACGCUUUCUCUAUUCAAAAGAAGAAAAGAUGUUGACUAUAACACAAGUGCAGCGUGAUGACGCUGGACUGUACUACUGUGAUGGAAAACCUGUUUUGUAUCUGGAUGUGAUGGAGGAUGAGCAGUCUGACGCCGACAGAAGUGAAGGAAGAGCUGCUGUGUUGGUCCCUGCAGUGCUCCUCCCCCUCCUCCUCAUCAUGGUCAUCAUCAUCUUCAUCACUUGGAGAUGCAGCAUCAGAAGACGAGGAGGAGGACGUGAACAAACGGUCGAGGUCGUCUAUGCUGAGACAUCGAAUAUUCCUGCGUUUGAAUCAGCACAUGACGGAUCAAACCAAGAGGUCAUGUACUCCGUCAUCCAGGACCUUCCGCCGCCACGAAACGUGAUACUUCAGCCCAAUGAGACUGUGUAUUCUCAGGUCAGCUACAGUGUCAUCAGGAGUGAAGAAAAUCCUCAGGACCAAAUAAAGAACACGUCGUCACCUUCAACCAAGAACUUGACUCAAUAAAUGUGUUGUUUGUGCAGUUUAAUAAUUUGUGUUUCUGUUGAGCCUUUACUUAAUAAAAUCACAUGUAACUAUCA